AUGCGCAUUGGAGCAAACGAACUGGGUCGAGUGGAGCACGAGUAUACGCUCAAGCUGUUGCUGGUGGGCGAUUCGGAUGUUGGCAAGGAAGAAAUAACGGAUGUUCUCGGAUCCACCGAUUCGGCUUACGAACCGGAACCGGAUGCAUCUGGGCAGGGGCGCUUUUCUACCAUUAUCAAAUCGUAUUCGCGAGGAGUUCAUGGCAUUCUUCUGGUUUACGAUAUCACAAAUCGGUGGUCUUUCGACGGGAUACGUCGAUGGCUUACAGAAAUUGAUGAGCAUGCACCUGGUGUUCCGAGAAUUCUGAUCGGCAACAGACUUCAUUUGGAAUUCAAUCGAGCCGUCUCACGGUGCGAAGCGGAAUGUUUUGCGCACAAAAGGAACAUGCAAUAUUUUGAGAUAUCAGCUUUGGCUUAUUUCAAUGUGUAUGAAAGUAUCACGGAACUUGCGCGUCUUGUGAUUUCGAGGAAUGGGAUGCGUCGCCUGUGGAGAAAAUCGCAAGUUGCUUCACUGCAAGAUUUAUGCUCUCGGAUAAUUGUAAAAAACAUUUCAAACGUCCAUGCUAUCUAUCGCCUGCCACUGCCAUCAGCCUUGAAUGUUGCAAAAGGUGAACCCAUGCAUCUGUAUCAUAAAACUGCCAACAAAUGUCUUUCGCGCUUCUUGCGAUCAAGAAAAUCGAAAAAUCGUUUUCAAAAUGGAAACUGUGGCGUUAUGUAA
Molecule: messenger RNA, 717 nt
Organism: Gongylonema pulchrum
Lineage: Eukaryota; Metazoa; Nematoda; Chromadorea; Rhabditida; Gongylonematidae
Source: the annotation of a GenBank genome assembly